Molecule: messenger RNA, 444 nt
Organism: Danaus chrysippus (African queen)
Lineage: Eukaryota; Metazoa; Arthropoda; Insecta; Lepidoptera; Nymphalidae
Source: the annotation of a GenBank genome assembly
AUGCCUACCGAAGUCAAAAGUGUCCUGAAAUUCACCAGGAUCAGUGAACACGCAUUCCCUCCUGUGAAAGGCUCAGAUAAAGCAGCCGGUUUUGAUUUAAAAAGUGCCUAUGACUAUGUUGUACCUGCUCGUGGAAAGGAACUGAUUAAGACUGACUUACAAAUUGAAUUGCCGUCUGGAUGCUAUGGCAGAGUGGCUCCUCGAUCUGGAUUAGCUGUUAAAAACUUUAUUGAUGUUGGCGCUGGUGUUAUUGAUGAAGAUUACCGAGGCAAUGUCGGGGUCGUGUUAUUCAACCACUCAAAUGAAGAUUUCAAAGUCAACAAAGGUGAUAGAAUUGCCCAACUAAUAUGUGAACGUAUAUAUUACCCAGACUUAGUAGAAGUUUCGAAUUUAAGUGAAAGUAAAAGAGCAGAAGGAGGAUUCGGUUCAACGGGAAUUCAAUAA